Centropristis striata (black sea bass) is the source of this 1949-nucleotide messenger RNA. RefSeq names its product homeobox protein OTX2-like. Gene Ontology annotation, molecular function: DNA-binding transcription factor activity, RNA polymerase II-specific; RNA polymerase II cis-regulatory region sequence-specific DNA binding. Gene Ontology annotation, biological process: multicellular organism development; regulation of transcription by RNA polymerase II. The transcript is spliced from 3 exons. Gene Ontology annotation, cellular component: nucleus. The coding region runs from base 297 to 1175 and encodes 292 amino acids. NCBI's taxonomy places the organism in Eukaryota, Metazoa, Chordata, Actinopteri, Perciformes, Serranidae. The record is from RefSeq and is a predicted model, not a curated record.
GUCAGCCAGACAGAGCAUCCUCAGUCCAGCAGGGACAGCUGGGGGUCUCCGCUCGCCUUUAAGAGCCCUGCGAGUCCGAGGACGCCCACUUCUUUAAAAAGCCGCCGUGGUGCGUAAAAGGCUGCGCGUAAAAGCUCCGCGGACACAAUCUCAUCAAGCUUUCCUGUUGUGUCCUGCUUCAGGUCGAUCUGGAUCCAGUGAAAGACCAAACGGAGACACCAGAGGAUUAAAACACUAUUUUUUGCCAUUUUAUUCCUAAUUUCUUCUCAUUGGUGCCCUCUCGUCCGGCCGCCAGCAUGAUGUCCUAUCUGAAGCAGCCGCCGUACACGGUGAACGGGCUCAGCUUAUCUACCUCAGGAGUGGACCUGCUGCAUCCUUCAGUGGGAUACCAAGGAACCCCUCGGAAACAGAGGAGAGAGAGGACGACCUUCACCCGGGCCCAGCUCGACGUGCUUGAGAGUCUGUUCAACAAGACCCGGUACCCUGACAUCUUCAUGAGAGAGGAGGUGGCCUUAAAGAUCAACCUGCCCGAGUCCCGAGUGCAGGUAUGGUUCAAAAACCGACGAGCCAAACACCGCCAACAGGCCCAGCAAACCCAAAGUGGAGCGCAGAACAAGGCAGUGAGCAAGCCAGUGAAGAAGAAAAGCUCCCCGGUCCGAGAGGCCAGCUCAGAGAGCGGAGCCAGCGGCCAGUUCACGCCGCCCUCCAGCACCUCUCUCCCGGCCGUGAGCAGCAGCGCGGCGCCGGUGUCUAUCUGGAGCCCGGCCUCCAUCUCCCCGCUGUCCGACCCGCUGUCUACCUCCGCCUCCUCCUGCAUGCAGCGCUCUUACCCCAUGGCCUACAGCCAGGCGUCGGGCUACAACCAGGGCUACACGGGCUCCUCGUCCUACUUCGCCGGGAUGGACUGCGGCUCCUACCUUUCGCCUAUGCACCACCAGCUGCCCGCCGCAGGCUCCGCCAUGAGCCCCAUGGGCAGCAGCGGGGUCUCCGGCCACCUGAGCAACGCGUCCUCUCUGUCCUCGUCUGCGGCGUACGGGACGGCGGGACUGGGCUUCAGCGGCGCCGCGGACUGCCUGGACUAUAAGGAGCAAACCGCCUCCUCAUGGAAGCUCAAUUUCAACGCAGACUGUUUGGAUUACAGAGACCAGGCAGCGUGGAAAUUCCAAGUGUUGUGAGAGGACACUUUCCACAAACUGCAGACUAUACAGGCAGAAUAAAAACCCAAGGUUGGGAGCAGCAAGUGCGGCGUUUUCUCCACCAUCACAGCCCCCAAACUUCUACCUCGGGCAGAGCAGAGCUUGUUGGGUUAACUUAUUGAACAUUCACUGACUUCUCCCCAACUUUGAUCAAGGACACGGAACAAAUGUGUUGACCAAAAGGAAAAAAAAGGAUCAAAAGAGCGAAAGAUCCAAACUUGGUUGAGUUUGAGGAAUAGGUCAGGGUUUUUUCUAAGCUCCUUAAAGACUCCCCUCUCUUGUCUUUUUUUAUUUUGUUGGCACGCUGAAGGGCCCCUUUGAUCAAAGCGUUGUGCAUGAGUGUGUGUUGUAGAGAGAAUGUGUGUGUGUGAACGAGAGCAGCUCUGACAUGAACCUGGAUGCACUAUUAAUUUAUGAGAAAUGUUUAAAACUAGUUAUAAGAGACAAUCAGUCCGUUUGCGUGUGCUCAUAAAUGUCCCCUAUGUGUUUUUGGAUUAUUUCUCCAUGUGUUAGAUUUCUUUUUAAACAUGUGAUUCUUUGUAAUAUCUGUAUGCAAUUUUACGCCACAAACCCAGCUGUGAAUUUGAUAGAUUUAUUUCCAUGUCUCGAGUGUUAAAUGAUAAAUUAUUAUGAGGAGGUAUUAGGUGAAUGGAAUAGGAGGGGUGCAGAAAGCCAAAAGCAAGCAUUUGAGCUGUAAAGUGCUGCGAGAAGGUCACAAACACACUAAAGAACAAUAAAGACCACUUGAACUGA